Molecule: messenger RNA, 1576 nt
Organism: Manis pentadactyla (Chinese pangolin)
Lineage: Eukaryota; Metazoa; Chordata; Mammalia; Pholidota; Manidae
Gene: RCN3
Product: reticulocalbin 3
Exons: 7
Coding region: 122-1126 (334 amino acids)
Cellular component (GO): endoplasmic reticulum
Molecular function (GO): calcium ion binding
Source: RefSeq, a predicted model, not a curated record
GGUCCUCUAGCGCUCAUUGGUGGGAGGGCGGGGCCUGUGGCUGCGGGAGGCGGGGCCUGGCUGGAAAAGCCGCCAAAUUGGGCAUCUAUUCGGAGAACGAAGAGCCGAGUUGGACAGCGAAAUGAAGGGCCUGAUAACGUGGCGGCCCGCGCUCCUGCCGCUCCUGCUGCUGCUGUUGCUCAGGCGGGGGGCGCGCGGGAAGCCGUCUCCUGACGCGGGCCCCCAUGGCUCGGCGAGGGUGCACCAGGAGGCGCCCCUGAGCGAGGCCCCUCAUGAUGACGCCCACGGGAACUUCCAGUACGACCAUGAGGCUUUCCUGGGACGGGAAGUGGCCAAGGAAUUCGACCAGCUCAGCCCAGAGGAGAGCAGAGCCCGCCUGGGGCGAAUCGUGGACCGCAUGGACCGCGCCGGGGACGGGGAUGGCUGGGUGUCGCUGGCCGAACUUCGCUCGUGGAUCGCGCACACGCAACAGCGGCACAUACGCGACUCGGUGAGCGCGGCCUGGGACACGUACGACACGGACAGCGACGGGCGUGUGGGUUGGGAGGAGCUGCGCAACGCCACCUAUGGCCACUACGCGCCCGGUGAAGAAUUUCACGAUGUGGAGGACGCUGAGACAUACAAGAAGAUGCUGGCUCGGGAUGAGCGGCGUUUCCGGGUGGCUGACCAGGACGGGGACUCGAUGGCCACUCGGGAGGAACUGACUGCCUUCUUGCAUCCUGAGGAGUUCCCACACAUGCGGGACAUCGUGAUCGCAGAAACCCUGGAGGAUCUGGACAAGAACAAAGAUGGCUACGUCCAAGUGGAGGAGUACAUCGCUGAUCUGUACUCUGCGGAGCCUGGGGAGGAGGAGCCCGCCUGGGUGCAGACCGAGCGGGAGCAGUUCCGGGACUUCCGGGAUCUGAACAAGGAUGGGCGACUGGAUGGCAGUGAAGUCGGCCACUGGGUGCUGCCCCCUGCCCAGGACCAGCCUUUGGUGGAGGCCAACCACUUGCUGCAUGAGAGCGACAUGGACAAGGACGGGCGUCUGAGCAAAGCUGAGAUCCUGGGCCACUGGAACCUGUUUGUGGGCAGCCAGGCCACCAACUACGGGGAGGACCUGACACGGCACCAUGACGAGCUCUGAGCUCCGAGCCCCCGCGUGCCCACUGCAGCCUUGUGCCCCAUGGGAUGAACUGAGGAGGGUCCCCAGGACAGGGGCCCCUCUCCGUCCAGCCCUGCAGGAUGCGGACACCCCCCCCUUGUCCCCCUGCCCCUGGGCUCACAGGGACCCACUCAGUCACCUUCUCUCCCUGAGAUACCACAAUCCCUCCCAGGUCCCUCUUCCCCACCCCAGGGGCUCACAGGCCCAAAGGGUGAGUGACCUCCCACUUCUACUGGGAGAAUCUCCCAGCCUUCCUAGGGCUCCCCCACCAAGCUCAGCCUCCCAAAGCCCCCACUGAGCACCCCAGCUCCAAACCCGAACCUCACACCACAGAGACAGACACACUGCCUAGCCUGGCCGGCGCUAGCCCUCUGGCAUGUGCCCACGGAUGCCUCUCUGCCAGGAAGACAAUAAACCAGUGCUGGGGUCCCA